This is a messenger RNA of Pocillopora verrucosa, 4201 nucleotides long. RefSeq lists its product as uncharacterized. Gene Ontology annotation, molecular function: cysteine-type endopeptidase activity. Lineage: Eukaryota; Metazoa; Cnidaria; Anthozoa; Scleractinia; Pocilloporidae. Gene Ontology annotation, biological process: proteolysis. The record is from RefSeq and is a predicted model, not a curated record.
UCCUAGAGAUUUUAUCGAUCAUAGAUCUUCCCUACUGAAAAUGAAAUGCGGUUUUCUUUCCACGUGACUUGAGAGUCAGCGAGAGGGACUUUCCCCUAUUUACUUCCGCUAUGCAACUUUGUAAAUUUCGUUUGCAAAGUUUCGUCGGGUGAAAACGAAGUACUGACUACAUUAAGAAGGUAGCUACAGCGAGCACCACAACAAUUUACGAACUAGAAAGAUCGUUUAGUUGUUUUGAUUCCUCAAGAGAUAUGGCUGAAACUUUAGCCCUUUUGAUUGGACCAAGUUAUCCAGCAGAUUUGCCAACCUACUGUGGCCCCUUGCAAGGUGUAGCAAAUGAUCUAAAGUUAAUGAAAGACAUGCUCUGUGAGAAUGGAUUCCAACCAGAAAACAUUAAGGUCCUUGAAGGCCUGCUGGCAUCACGGGCAAGCAUCCUAGCUUCCUUAGAAGAAUUGUCUGUAAGGGCACAAAAAGGUUCAGUGGUGGUUAUUUAUUAUUCUGGCCAUGGCCAUAGCUUUGAUGCUGAACAAGCUGGCUAUUUUGAUGAAGGCUUGAUUCCUGGGGACUUAACAAGAGAAAUGGUUGAUGAAUACCACAUCCUUGAUACUUGUAUAACAGGUGAACAUUUCAAUCCUCACCUGUCCAAGUUGAUUAACAAGGGGGCACUUGUCAAUGUUAUCUUUGAUUGCUGUUUUUCUGGCCGUAUGUACAGAGGUAAUUCAGAGGUGAAAAACACCUACACAGGCAUAAAACAGCUUGCAUUGUCUGAUGAAUACAUCAGUGAGUAUCAAAAGGUUCUAAAAGCCAGAGGGUAUCCCACGGAGCAUGAAGAAGAGCACUUUCCAGUUCAGGAAACACAACUGAGUUCAACAGUUACUCAGGAGACACAGCCAGCCAAUCCAGCAAGUGCACCUGUGGCUCUACCCUACCCAGUCAGUGAGUUUUGGACUCCAGCUUUAAAGUCAGAAGGAUGGUCACCACAUGAAAAUGACAAUUUCAUUUUCAUGGGAGCCUGUGCAACAAAUGAAAGAGCCUAUGAGUAUACGGAUCCUGAAACUCAUGAAACCCAUGGAGUCUUUACUUCUGCACUGGUAGCAGCUAUCAAAGAGUUUCCACCAGGACAAAGACUCUCCUACAAUAUGCUCAAAAGUCUUGUAAGACAAAGGAUGGCUGACAAGAAGCAACGUCAGACUCCGCAAUUUGAGGGGGGAAACAUGAAUUUGAUUCUGUUCAGCUUUGACAAAGCACCUCCGCCUCCCAUAUCAUUUGAAGUGAAGGAAGUUCAUGACAAGAGAGAGUUUACAUACAGAAUCACACUCAAUGCUGGAUUUCUACAGGGUGUUGUUGAAGGAGUGUAUUACAUUUUUGAUACUAGACUGACAGAUGAAAAUCAAAUGGAGGAUUUCCGCGUGGCAACCGUUAAUGUCAGUCAUGAAAACAUCCAUGCAAUUGAGUCAACUGCUGAAGUGGAAAUUAACUCUAUCUUUCAUGAAUGCAAAGUCAAAGUGGGAUACAAAGCUCGCCUGGCCAAGCUAGGAAGUAUGUUCUAUCCCAUUUGCAUCAUUGCUACAGAGCUUGAAGAGAAAUAUAUUCGCGAAUUGAAACAGGCAAUAUUAUUGGACAGCCUGCAGAUGUUCAGCUUAAGAGAACAAGAAACACCCGAAUGUGUCAAGAUGGACGUGGUAACAAUCGAAAAGAAAAAAUGUUGGCGUGCCAUUUACAAAGGAAGGAUGAUUGCACCGGAUCAACGGGUUGAGGAUGGUCACCUCAUGAUAAAAAAUCUUUCCAAGUAUUUUCGUGUCAAGUUUGGGACCCGGCUCAGGGAUCCCGAUCACAACAUGCUGAGGAAUGUUAGCCUCAAGCUGUUCAAAGUGGAGAACGUGCCUUCCUACAAGAAAAAUCUGACUAAGAAGAAGGAGUUGAAAGCUCAGGCUGUUCAAACCGCAGAAGUUUAUGAAGGGCACCCAGAGGAUUAUGUUCCAAAUUUUGGAGCCCACAAAGUCGAGCUUGCACCCAACUCGGGUUUUCGUAAAAGGUACGAGGUUGUAGAUUCUUCAGGUGACGCGGUUGUGAUUCAGAUCACCAAUAACGAGGAAUUUCAAAUUCACGUUUGUUUGAUUUCCUACCAGUCCGAUGGCUCCAUUGUUGCCUUGUAUCCGGCAGCGAAAAAGGGUCUCACCUCUGUGCUCAGGCCUGGUGAGUCAGUAACAGAGAUCAGGCGCGUUUUUCUCCAGCCUGAGACAGUCCGUCUCAUGGAAGAGCCCAAUGUUGAAUUAACAAGACCUGACGGAUGUAAUGACAUCAUUAUGUUGUAUGCCACCACUGCCGAGGCUGAUUAUCUGCCUCUGUUCCAGACUUCUAUAGAGCUCAGUCCUUAUUUGAGCACUAGAGGGAUUGACACACCCGACGGAUUAGGACUUUUCACCGUCGCCAGAUUUCGAGACGCUUUGGACUCCGAGCCUCGUAGCCGGGACGUUGCGCGCGAAGACGUGAGGUGGAUUACUAUAAAGCGAGAGUUCAGGGUGAUAUACCAUCCAGAACAAAUCUUUGAUAAAAUCGACCCUCUCGAGGAGUAAAAGGAGCAAAGCAGGAACUAGGAAUAUUGUUCUAUAUUCCUUUUUUGCAUCUCUUCUUUUUUGUGCUGUUGUUUUUAUUUUAAUCUCCUAACAAAGGUUUAUUCCUGAGGAUGACUGCAAUUUAACAGAUGUAAAUAUGAACAUUUAAAUUUUAAAGCAUUUAAGAGGGAUACACGACCACUAAUCCUUUCACGCUCUGGUGUAACUCAAGAUCUUGGAAAAAAAAAACUUUUUGUGAUUGUCUUUUCUCUAAAGUUUUUCUUUGAGAACAGUGGAGCCUUAAGAAUAAUAUCGUUUCGCCUAAAAGUCGAAAAAAACCCGCAGAACUGCAUGAGCUAAUUUUGUUUUUAUCAAGAGCAUUAGUUUGAUUUUCUCUCUGUUAGAGGAACGGUAAUAAGGGUAAUCCCUUUCGCAACCGUUUUUUGCUCUCGUCACGCAGUGCGCUCUCUCUAACGGGGAAUAGAUGGCGUUGUGUGACGAGAACAAACAACUGCUGCGAAGAAGACAACAGUAAGUGUGGCACUGAUGCAUUUUAUUUUUGCUUAGAAUUAUUUAGACAAUAGAGAAAGUAGACCACAAAAUAUUUGUGUGAGUUCAGAUAAAUUUUUUUUUUUUUCUUAAGGUGAAGUAAUGCGAUAUUUUCAUCCGUUUGAAAGGUACGCUCUUUUUCUGUUAUGAAAAUGAAAACAUUAGGUACACAAAGUGUCCCAUCUCAACCCGCUCAGCCGAUAGAAUAAUUAAUGCAUGCUACACAUGCCUAUGAUUUUAAAUGACAAAGAGGUGCUUUUUGAAUAGUACUGCUGCAGGAUGUAAAGUCUAAUGGUUUUGAAAGAUACCCUUGUUUGCCUCCUUCAAGUAGACUACAAGACAAGUUAAAGAUUAUGGGUCAUUUUUUCUGGACCCUGGUGAAGGGUAGGGGGUUGGGAAGAGGUUAUAACACUGUCGUGAAGACGAAUGGGUGGGUCACGGGAGAACAAUGUAUAAUACCUAUCUUAAAAAAUAAAUGUUACUAUGAGUGCUGUUCUUUCAAACUGACCUUAAAAACCAAACAUCACUCAUUGACUUUUCCCAGGAUUGUUUUUCAUUUUCAUUUAAAGAUAGAAAACUGACAUGAUACUUCAUUCUCUAAGAAUAGAAAGGAAUUAAUUUAGGUGCCCCAUUAUUUAUUUGAUGAUCAUGGUUGAUACGUUGAUAAUUUGACCCAGUAAGGAAUCCCUCCCCAACCCUCAUGUCAAUGUUGUUAAGGACAGGGGCGACAAAUUAAAAAUUCUAAGAGUACGGAGAAUUUUGUAAAAGGGAAAGUGACUUAAAACUCUCCUACAAUUCAUAGAAUUCGCUAGGAAAGUUGCAAAACCCAUUGGUUUAAUCUAUACAGCUAAUCUGUGACUACCUACUUCAACUUUAUGUACCCUGUACCAUAGUCUUGUCUAUCCCUACUUACUGCAUUACGGUAUGGGGCUCCACUUAUCCAUCAAACUUGAAACGUGUGGUCCUACUCCAGAAAAAGGUGGUACGAAUUAUAUCAAGAAGUACCUUUAACGCUCAUUCUGAACCUAUAUUUAAGCAGUUGAAAAUUUUUAAUCUAUGUAAUGUGUAUCGAUUUCAAAUAUGAAAGAUCGUGUUUU